AUGGCUCACGAAAACGUUUGGAACUCUCAUCCUCGCAGAUUUGGUAAGGGUAGCAGACAAUGUGCUCACACUGGUCGCCGUCUUGGUUUGAUCCGCAAGUACGGUUUGAACAUCUCUCGUCAAAGUUUCCGUGAGUUUGCCAACGACAUUGGCUUUUACAAGUACCGUUAA
Molecule: messenger RNA, 171 nt
Organism: Schizosaccharomyces osmophilus
Lineage: Eukaryota; Fungi; Ascomycota; Schizosaccharomycetes; Schizosaccharomycetales; Schizosaccharomycetaceae
Gene: rps29
Product: 40S ribosomal protein S29
Exons: 3
Coding region: 1-171 (56 amino acids)
Biological process (GO): translation
Cellular component (GO): ribosome; cytosolic small ribosomal subunit
Molecular function (GO): structural constituent of ribosome; zinc ion binding
Source: RefSeq, a predicted model, not a curated record